Messenger RNA from Plasmodium gaboni, 9099 nucleotides. RefSeq names its product putative membrane protein. Bases 1 to 9099 code for a protein of 3032 amino acids. Gene Ontology annotation, cellular component: precatalytic spliceosome. The record is from RefSeq and is a predicted model, not a curated record. Gene Ontology annotation, molecular function: protein binding. Gene Ontology annotation, biological process: mRNA splicing, via spliceosome. The transcript is spliced from 2 exons. NCBI's taxonomy places the organism in Eukaryota, Apicomplexa, Aconoidasida, Haemosporida, Plasmodiidae.
AUGAAUGAAGAUUUAAAAUUAGGGUCUGUGGUUUGGCCUAAUUUUUCUUCUCCUUUUAGUUUAUCAUGUUAUGCUGUAAAUGAAAAUUGUAAUACAUUAGCUGUUGGUAGUUAUGAGGGUAGUAUAAUUUUAUUUAGGAUAGAUGAGAAUAAAAUUGAAUAUGUUGAUAAUAAAAUAAAAAAAGAUAUAAUCGGAGAAGGUUAUAUAAAGAAAGAUGAUGAAUAUGAUGAUAAGAGUGAUAAUAAAAUUAGUGAAAGUUUUAGUAGUAGUACUAAUCAUAUGGUUGAUGAUCAUUAUAAUGAUAAAGAAAAUAAAAAAGAGGAAUCAUUAAAUAUGGAUAAUAAUAAAAUUGGUGAUAAUAUAAAUGAUAGUGAUCAAAAUGUUAAUACUGAAAAGAUAAGUAAUAAUGAUAAUAUCAAAAAUAAUAAUAAUAAUAUGAAUAAUAGUAAUUAUAAUAGUAAUCAUAAUAGUAAUUAUAAUAGUAAUUAUAAAAAAUUUGUUAAGAAAAAAAAAAAACGAUUUUGUAACCGAAUUAAUUUAUUACCUUAUAAUAUUUUAUUAAAUAAUAGUAAUAAUACAUGCAAUAAUAGCAUAUUACAAUUAUGUUACGGCUUAACAUGUUGUUCUUUAAUUGAAUGUGUAUCUAAAGAAGUAUUGAUAUCAUUACAUCUAGAUAAUAUAAUAUAUUUCUGGUCAAUUGAUGAAGGUAGAUGUUUUAAAGUUUUAAAAAACUUUGAUUUUAUUAUUUAUAAUUUAAGAAUAUUACCAGAUAGAAGAUUUUUAUUAAUUAGUGGAGAGAAAAAAGUUCUUGUUGUUGAUAUAUGGGCUAAUACAGACAAGGAAAUAAUAGCAGAGCUAAAUAUUGAUCCUUAUCAGAAUAAACAGAAUAAAUAUAAUAAGAAAGAGAAGAACCCAAAUCAAAAUGAUACAAAAGAAGAAGAAGAUUAUUAUAUUGGUGAUAUUAAUGAUAAAUAUUAUUCGUCAUCCUAUGGAUCAGAUGAUAAUAAUAUAUACAAUAUGAAUAAUAUGUAUGAUUAUUUAAAUAAUAAUAUGUCAUCUGAUCCUCAAGAAAAUAAUAUCUAUAUUAAUAAUAAAAAUAAAAAUAUGGCAUAUAAUAAGUUCGAUCUAGAUAAAGAUAUAAAUAAUAAUAUUCAUGAGGACACUAUGAAAUUGAAGAAUAUAUUUGGAGUUGCCAAUCGAUACAACAACGACAACAACAACAACAUCAACAAUAAUAAUAAUAAUAAUAAUAAUAAUUAUAAUAUGAAAGGUCAAAAUUAUAAACGAAAGAAUAUCAUUCAUACGUCCGAUUUAAAAUUAUGCUCUAUAGCUACGGGUGUUGUUCCUUAUUUAAAGGAAGAUAAUCAAAGGUCGGUUAUACAAUGUUUUAAAUUAUUAAAACGUAAAUUAUUUAGUAUGAAUGAUAAAAAGGAAAAGGAUAUGAAUGAUAAUAGUGUGAAGAAAAGUUAUGAGAAAUUAUUUGAAGAUCUUUACAUAGGCAAUAAUAAUAAUGAUAAUAAUAUGAGUAAUAAUAAUAAUAUAUUAAAUGAUGAUUAUUUAAAAUUAAAAGAUAAAGAAGUUAAUGAUCGUUUAAAUAAUCUAUUUUAUUGCCCAGUUUUAAUUUCUGCUUCUUUAAAUAACGGAGAUGUUAUAUGUUGGGAUUUGACUGAUUUUUUAAAUUAUUAUAAAUGUAAAUGUCGUUUUGUUAUUAGAACAGAAAAAACAGAAUUAGAAUUAUAUAAUGAAAUGAUAGAAGAUAUAUCUGAAAAUUGUAUAUAUGAUGAAUUAAUAAAAACACGUAUUAGUUCAACUAAUGAUAUUAAUUUAAAAGAAAAUGAGAAAUAUAUAAAAGGUAAAGAAGAUAUAUAUAAAAAAUAUAUGGGUAUAUAUAAUAUAGAUCCAAUACAUAUAGCUAAUUUAAAUGAAUUCGAAAAAAAAACAUUAGAAAUAGCUACCAAUGCAUAUUCGAGUCAAAUAGCUAUAAUAGAUAAUUAUAUUAUUUUAUUACAAAAAACAAGAUUAAUUAUUUAUGAAAGAAAAUGUGUAUCAUCUUUAAAUAAUGUAUCUGAUAUGUCAACAAAUAUUUCGUCAAAUAUGUCUUCAUAUUUUGUCCCCUUGAUGGAUUUAUUCUGUCCAGAUUAUGAAGAAACACAAAAGAGGACAUCACAUAAUACUCACUGGGUUGGAAUCCAGGUUAUUCGUAGGCCUAUAUGGAAGUUUUCAUCAGGUAUCUUCCAAAUGAUGGGCUUUAAAAAAAAGUCUUACAACAUUAUGCAGAAAUUAUCUAAGAAUAUAUGUGGAUCAAUUAUUGCUUGGACAAAUGAAGGAAAUUUCUACACAUACACCUUACCAUUAAAAUUUUCGAGUCUGUUUUUAUCGUUUCAGUCGAAUAUAAAAUCUUUCUUUUUGACAAAGGUGUCAAAGGAUUUGUUAGGUUCCUUUAAUAGUGCCGUUCCUUUGAUUAUUUAUCGUGAGAAUGUUAUGAAAAGUGAUGAAAGAGUAAAAGAUAGUGUAGAUUCUAUGAAUAAUAAGAAUAAAGAAAAUUUCGAGAUUAAAAUUAGUGAGAGUGCUGAUAUGAACCUAUAUAGUAAUAAGAUAUAUUCCUCGGAAUAUAUAAAAAGGUUGAAUAACUCGAAUGAAGAAUUAAUAGAUAAUAGAAUUAAAAAAAGAAAUAUUGAAAGAAGGAAAUAUAAAAAGAAUGAGAAUAUAAAAUUUAUAUGUGAUGAUGAAAAGAAGAAUGUUAUUUUUGAGGAUUAUAAAAAUUAUAAAUAUAAUCCUAUUGAGAAACAUUCUAAAUGUAAAGAAGAUUUUUUCUUUUUUUUUGUAAAUAAAAAUUAUAGACGUAGAAUAAUAGUAUAUGAAUAUUUAUAUAAUAUAUGGUAUAAGACAUCAAAAAUAGAAAAGGUGUGGUUGUUGCCUAAGAAGAAAAAUAUAGAACGGGUUAUUCAUAUGAUCAGAAGUAAAGAUAGAUAUACUAUUAAUAGAAAGGAUGCUAAUAUAAAUGAAUAUGAUGAUAAGAAUUGUAUGGAGAAGGAAAAGACAAAAAAUUUAAAUGAUAAUAUAAAUGAAUAUGAUUUAAAUAUAAAUAACAUGAACAACAAUAACAACAAUAAUAAUAAUAGUAAUAGUUCCUCUUGUGAUAUGAAAAAAAGUGAAGGUAGUAUUUGCUCUUAUGUUAUAGCACAUCAUAAUUUAAAUAUAUAUAUUAUUAUCAGCUAUACUAACGGCUCUGUUACGAGCACAUUAAUAAAUUCUUAUAAUAAUAAACUGAAUAAAGAAAAGGUGAUUCGUAAUUUAUAUAUUCCAAAAAAAAUGUAUAAUAGAUAUAAUAAGGAUAUGUUUAUUACAACACUAUAUUAUGAGAAUAAUUUUUUAAUAGGUGGUAGUAAUCAUGGAGAUAUCUUUAUAUGGAAGUUAAUAAAUUUUUCUCUUGUUAAGAUUUUAAAAAAUUGUCAUUUGUCUUAUGUAUGUAGUAUUCAUAAAGUUGUAAAAGAAAAUUAUAUUUCUAAUAAUUUAAAAAAGAAAAAAGAUAUUUCUGAUACUUGUUUUGUUACAAAUAAUAAAAAAAAGAAAAAAGAUGAACAUGAUAAAGAUAAAAAGAAAGAAGAAAAUUUUGAAGAAAUAAUUAAAGAAGAUAUGAGUAAUUUUAAAAAAAUGGAACAAGAUCAUUGGAUAUUAACUUGUGAUAGUAGUAAUAAUAUCAUGUUAUUAAAUUUAAAUCCUAUAUAUUAUGAUAAAAAUCGAUUCCAUUUUUUUUGUCAAAAUGAUCCAUAUAAAAUAUGCAUAACAACUGAUGAAGAAAUAGAAAAAUAUAAAAAUAACAAAUAUAUGUAUUUUUUUAAAAAAAAAGAAAAUCAAAAAAAAAAAAAAAUCAAAGAAGAAAAAAAAAAAAUUAUUUAUAAUUAUGUACAUAGUUUAUUAAGAAGGUCAAGUCAUAUUGGAAAGGAAAAUAAAAAUAUAUAUAAUUUAUUGAACAUAUUAAAACAUAAAAAAAGUAUAGGCAUGAAAUUAUUGCAGAAAGGAAAUUAUGAUGAUUAUUAUUAUAAUAUGUUUGUUGGUAGGAAACAAAUGCAGGUUUGUUCUUUAAAUAAUUAUGAAGAGCAACAAAAAUAUUCUUUUGAUAUAUAUAAGAAUAUAUAUAAAAGUGUUAAUAAAAUGAAAGGGAUACAAAAGGGUAGCAUAAGAAUGUGUAGUAAUAAAAUGAACGAUGAAAAAUGUGGUGAAAAAUGUGGUGAAAAAUAUGACAAGUAUGAAACAUAUGAUGACCAAAGUGAUCAUGAACAUCUUCUAAAAAAUGAAGAAGAAAGUUAUAGUGAUAACAAUGAUAAUCAUAUUAAAUAUAAUACAAAGAAGAAAAAAAAAAAAAAAGGAAUAAAACCAUAUAUUUAUAAUAAAGAAUAUUAUAUUAUAAAAAAAGAAAAAGAAUUAAAAAAUAUGACAAGUGUCUGUUUCCAUUGUACAUGUCGAAAAUUAGAAAAAAAAAAUGAAAUAAAUUACAAACUAAUAAAUAAUAUAUAUAUAAAUACAUAUUCAUCUUUGUUAUAUAUAAUAUUGUUAAAUAAUUAUAUAUAUAUAUAUAAUUAUAAUACUGGUCAAUUUAUAAGAUCUAUAUAUGAUUCAGAAUUUAUGCAUUUAACUAAUUUUUCAUAUGAUCAGUGUUACUUAAAAUUAGGUAUUAAUAUAACACAUUUAAAUAUUUUGAAUACGAUUAAAAUAAAAGAUGUGAAUAGACUUGAGAAUUAUAAUAUAAUAGAUGAUGGAUAUACGACGGAUGAUAUGGAAGAAGAUAAUUAUUAUGAUUAUAAUUUUGAUGGUAAUAUAUCAGAAAGGAAUUAUAAAUAUAAUCUUGUGAAUAAUGUAAAUAAUAAUAAUUUAAGAUAUUCACAAAAUGAUUAUAUUUUUAAUAAGAAUAAAGAUAGUAAUAUAAAUUAUUUAUCAUCAUCAUCAUCAUCUUAUAUGUCAUCGUCUUCAUCUUAUUCGUCAUCCUUUUCAUCUACUUAUUCUACUUCGAUUUGCUCUCCAUCCAUUUUAAAUAGUUCUAUAGAAAAUGUUGGAAAAAUGAAAGUAUCGUUCGACUUAUCAUUUAAAGAUAAUAUAAAUGAAGAAAAGAAUUUAAAGGUUAAAAAGGAAACUAAUUUAAAACGUGAGAAUAAAAUAUAUAGAUAUAAUUUUGAGAAUAACAAUAUUUGUAAAUAUACAGUAAAAACACAAAUACCUAUAAUAAGUUUUGUUUUAUUUAGAGAUAGUAAUCUAUCCAAGAAAUCUUUACCAUUAACAAAAUUAUUAUAUCAUUUUUUUAUGCCUAAAAAUUGUAUACAAGUAUGUAAAGAGUUAUAUCCAUUUUUAAUUAAUUUUCCUUCUAUACCAUUUUCUUUAUGUAUUCAUGGUAAGGAAUCUUCUUUUAGUUUUGUUAUUCCUAUGUCUACACAGAUAUAUUAUUUUUCUAGGAUGCAUUCAAUGAAAUGUAAAAGGAAUGACACAGAUGUAUAUAUAACUCUUGGUAGUAAACGUAAAGAAAGAUAUAUAUUAAAUGAGAAAAGAAAAAAAGAAAAGUUUUUUUAUGAUUCUUUAAAUUUAGAAUAUGAUAAUCCAUAUAAUAAAAAGUUCAAAAAAAAAUACUUCCUUAGUGAUAUAUUGAAAAAGAAGUAUAUUUAUUUGGAUGUAAUGAUUGGAAGUCUGAAGAAAAAAGCUUUUAAUGAUUUUAGAGAAUUUUCAAAGUAUAAAAAUUGGACCAAACAAGCAAGUGUAAAUAAUAAUUUGUCUAAUUAUUAUCUUGAGGGGGAUAAAACAAAACAAAAUAAAGAAAUAAACAGAGAUGUAACAAAAAGUAAUGGUAAUGAUAAUAAUAGUGUUGAUAUAAGACAAAGUAAAAUGAUAGCUAAUAAUGUGGGUGAUUAUAAAGAGGGUGCCCAAGGAAUGAAUAAAUAUGAGAAUGAUGAUGAACGAGAAUCUUAUAUAUUAAGAAAUAAUAAUGUAUAUAAUUGUAUGUAUUAUAAUGAUAAAAAAAGUAAUAAUAUAAAUAAAAAUAAUCAUGGUGAUGAUAAUAUAAAUAGAAAUAAUCAUGGCAAUGAUAAUAUAAAUGGAAAUAAUGAUGGCAAUGAUAAUAUAAAUAGAAAUAAUCAUGGUGAUGAUAAUAUAAAUAGAAAUAAUGAUGGCAAUGAUAAUAUAAAUAGAAAUAAUGAUGAUGAUGAUGCUUGUAUGGAUAAUACUACCAAUAAAGAUGAAGAAUUAAUAAAAAGUGAUGAAAAAAAUAAAAAAGUUGAAAGAAAUAUAGAAAGAGAUGGAUUUACAAAGAGACGUAUAGAAAGAGAUGGAUUUACAAAGAGACGUAAUUAUAAUAUUUUACAUUAUAAUUAUUAUAAAGAUAUUAGAAUAAAUAGAAAGAAUUCAAAUAUAUCUCCAAAAUGGGUUUUAAAAUAUUUAGAUGAUGAGUUAUCAAAUUAUUCGUCUGAUAAAUCGAGUAUAGGUUUAUAUAUAAAAAAAGGAAAUUACAUAAAUAAUAAUAAUAUUAAUAGGAAAAAGGUUAAGAUGAUGAAGAAGAAAAAGAGUAGUGUAUAUUUAAAUAAAAUAAAUAGUAAUAUACCCAAUAACAAGUGUGAUGAUAUUUCCUAUUCAUUAACUAAUAAUAAUAAAUUAGAAAAAUUGAAAGAAAGAGGACGUAAGAAAUAUAAAAGGAAUAUUCAAAAGAAUAAAGAAAUAUUUUUUUAUAAUAACAGUAUUGAAAUAUAUUGUAAUAGUGUUUAUAUAAAAACCUUAUAUAUCUGUUUUAUAUUAAGAUUUCUAGAAUUAUGGAAAAGUUGGUAUAAAAUAAAAUAUAAUGAAGAUGUGAUAAAUAAUUUUAAUGAAUACAUUAUUGAUAAUUUACCUGGUGGUAUAGAUAUAAAUUUAUUUUUAUUAAGUUAUAUAUCUAUGUAUCCAUAUGAUAAAAGUAUUAGAUUAGAAUUACAGAAUUAUAUGUAUAGAAUAUUACGUAAUAUUAGUGAUAAGUUAUUAGAUAAAUAUACAAAGACAUGUACAGAAAUCUUAAGAAUAAAUAAUAAGAAGAAAAGAAUAAUAGAAAAGAAUAUAGAUGAGAUAUCAUUAUAUGAUACAAGUGGAACAUAUAUUAUAUCUAUAAUAAUACCAAAAAUAGGAUGUUUAUAUUUAUAUCCAUUUAUAUAUGCAGAUGAAAUAUCAUUAACAUUAUUAUUAUUAUUAUUAUUAGUAAAAUCUGAAUAUUUAACAAGUUGUAAAACAUUUUAUACUAAUGCUAGUAUGAUAACAUUAAUAAUACAUCAUAUAUGUUAUUAUAUAUUUGUAGAUACCAAAUAUUUUUUAGAAAAAAAUAUUAAAUUUAAUAAAUUUAAAUUAUUUCAUUUUAUACAUUUAUUAUCAUUAAGUUUUUCUAUAACUUGGGAUCUACAAAUGUUAAUACAAAAAGGAAUAUUUACAAAUAAUAUGAAAAAUGUAUCUAAUGUUACUUUUAAUUUAUGUUUAAAAAAAGAAGAUUUUAUAUUCAAUGAAAGAUUAGUUAAUGAGAAUUAUUAUAAAGCAUUAAAAGAUUAUUAUGUGCAUGCAGAAAUAAAUAUUGAUAAAAAUGAUAAUAAAAUCUUAAAUAAUUCUUUGAGAGAAAUAAAUUUGAAAAAUUAUUUAGAAGAUUAUUUGGAAUAUAUAAAUAAUGUAAGUGAUAUAGAGUUGGAUAAAAUGGAAGGUAAUGAAUCUAAUCAAAAUAAUAUCAACAGUAAUAAUAAUAUGAAUAGUAAUAACAAUAUGAUUAAUUCUUUUGAUAAUAACUUUUCAUAUAUUAGUAAUGAGGAAAAAUAUAAUAUACGAAAUAAAUCGUAUGAAUUAUUAAAGAUCACAAAUUUGAUGGAUACCAAUGGUAGUAGUAAUAAUAAUAAUAAUAAUAAUAAUAAUAAUAAUAAUAAUAAUAAUAAUAAUAAUAAUAAUAAUAAUAAUAAUAAUAAUAAUAAUAAUAAUAAUAAUAAUAAUAAUAAUAGUAAUAAUAGUGGUUAUGUAUCUAGAUUUCAUAAAAAAUAUUCCUUGGUAGAUAAGAAAAAUAAAAAUGUGGAUGAUAAUAAUAAUAAUGAUAAUAUAAAACGUGAUACUUCUUAUAUAACAUUUUAUGAUAACAGUUAUAAUAAAUUAGAUACUUAUGAUAUAUAUGGACAUAUUAAUAAAUAUAAUGAAAAUACUAAUAUACAUUUGAAUAAAUAUGAUAUUGGUGAUAAUAAACAUGAUUAUAUAACAAAUAAAUAUGAAGAGAAAAAGAAUAAAAAGAAGGCUUUAUUUUCAAAACAUUAUAAUAAUGAGAAUUUAAAACAUAGUGAUAAUAAUAUGGAAAAUGAUAUUAGUAUAUAUAGAAUUAAUGAACAUAAUUAUAUAAAUAUAUGUCACUUUAUUUUAAAUAUAUUUGAAUUAUAUACAUUAUCAUUAAAUAAUAUUAGUUUUUUAAAAAUAUUAAUAAAUAUAGGAAGAUUAGAACCAUUUUUAUUUUUAAAAACAUUACAUUAUAUAACUGGAAAUAUGCAUAAAAAGGUAUCAUCAAUAAAUAAAAUUUUAUUUCUAUUAAUAAUUUUAAUAAAAAAUUAUAAGUGUAUAUUUAUAUGGUAUAUGAAUAUAAUUAUUGAUAUAUUAUUAAAUUCAUUAGAUCCAUCAAAUAAUGUGAGAAUUUUAUGUUUAAAAUUAUCAACAAGUCUAAUAUAUACAUUAGUCAAGUAUUAUAAUAUAUGUUCAUUUAAUAAGUUUACACAAAAACUAGCUGUAGCAAAUAAUAUAAAUAAAUGUAUAUAUCUAUAUGAUUUAAAAAGUGCAAAGAAAUUAAAAAUAUUCCAAGGACAUAAAAAAUAUAUAGAUUGCAUAAAAUUUAAUACUAAUGGAACAGCUCUAGCUUCCUAUUCAAAAUUAGACUUAUCUUUUAAAUUAUGGAAUUGUACCAAUGUAGGAUUAUUUAGUGGCUUCUUAAAAAUACAAUCCAAAUGUGCACGUGAUAUACAACUAUCGAAAAUUAAAUCUAGUUAUCUUUAUCUCUCAGAUAGUUAUAUUGAUAUUACUUAUAAAAAAAAAAAUGAAUGGAUAUUAAAAAGGGAAGACAACGCAAUAUAUCUAAUAUAUAUAUGA